This is a messenger RNA of Trichomycterus rosablanca, 4794 nucleotides long. RefSeq names its product WD repeat domain 26b (gene wdr26b). Gene Ontology annotation, cellular component: GID complex. Gene Ontology annotation, biological process: proteasome-mediated ubiquitin-dependent protein catabolic process. The coding region runs from base 98 to 1894 and encodes 598 amino acids. Gene Ontology annotation, molecular function: protein binding. The transcript is spliced from 15 exons. NCBI's taxonomy places the organism in Eukaryota, Metazoa, Chordata, Actinopteri, Siluriformes, Trichomycteridae. The record is from RefSeq and is a predicted model, not a curated record.
GCCCGGGGCUUCAGCGCUUUCGGCGGCGGCGCUGCUUUCUCCUCGAUCCGCCCCGCUUCCUUACCCCACCUCUGCUGCUCACCUCAGCCGCUCGGAUAUGCAGUCUAACGGGGCCGAGCAGGGACACGACCCGGGGCUUAUCAGCACCCAGAACAGUGCACAGAACAGUCAGAACGGAGAGAGUUCAACCGCCGGAGGAGAGGCGCACUCUAACGGGCUUCUCCCCGGCAGCACAGCGCCUCAGUCCGGCCCUCCUGCCUCAUCACCCGCCUGCUCCGCUGGCUCUCUGAAAAAACUCAAACACCUCUCACAAUCCGAGGAGGAUGUGAUCCGACUCAUAGGACAGCAUCUGCACGGGUUAGGGCUGAAUCAGACGGUGGAUCUGUUAAUGCAGGAGUCUGGCUGUAGACUGGAACAUCCCUCUGCUACCAAGUUCAGAAACCAUAUCUUGGAAGGUGAAUGGGACAAGGCGGAAAAUGACCUGAGCGAACUGAAAGGCCUGAUGCUUUCACCCAACGCUAUUGUGAGGAUGAAGUUUUUGCUCCUGCAGCAGAAGUAUUUGGAGUAUUUGGAGGACGGGAAAGUUCUGGAAGCAUUACAGGUGCUGAGAGGAGAACUGACGCCCCUUAAAUACAACACAGACCGUAUCCACAUCCUCAGCGGGUAUCUGAUGUGCAGUCAUGCUGAAGAUCUAAGAGCCAAAGCUGAGUGGGAAGGAAAAGGAGUGAGUUCACGCUCCAAAUUGCUGGAUAAACUACAGACGUACCUCCCCCCGUCGGUGAUGCUGCCACCGCGGAGGCUACACACGCUGCUGCGCCAGGCGGUGGAGCUACAGAGAGAUCGCUGCCUCUAUCACAACACAAAGACGGACAACAACCUUGAAUCUGUUUCGUUACUGCUGGACCACGUGUGCAGCAGGAAGCAGUUCCCAUGUUACACUCAGCAGAUUCUGACCGAACACUGUAACGAGGUUUGGUUCUGCAAAUUCUCCAACAACGGCACCAAACUCGCCACCGGAUCCAAAGACACCACCGUCAUCGUGUGGCAGGUGGACCCGGACACACACCAGCUGAAGUUGUGGAGGACGCUGGAAGGUCACGCGUACGGAGUGUCUUACCUGGCCUGGAGUCCGGAUGACACGUAUCUUAUUGCCUGCGGGCCCGAUGACUGCUCCGAACUCUGGCUCUGGAAUGUACAGACAGGUGAACUGCGUACAAAGAUGAGUCAGUCUCAUGAGGACAGUCUGACCAGUGUGGCCUGGAACCCUGAUGGGAAGCGAUUUGUUACAGGAGGACAGCGGGGACAGUUCUACCAAUGUGAUUUGGACGGGAACCUGUUGGACUCAUGGGAGGGAGUGCGUGUUCAGUGUUUAUGGUGUGUACAAGACGGUCGAACCGUUCUGGCCUCUGACACGCACCACCGUAUCCGUGCCUACAACUUCGAGGACCUGACCGACAGAAACAUAGUUCAGGAGGACCAACCCAUUAUGUCCUUCACAGUUUCCAAGAACGGACGAUUAGCUUUGUUAAAUGUAGCAACUCAGGGAGUUCAUCUCUGGGACCUGCAGGACCGAGUGUUGGUGAGGAAGUAUCAGGGAGUGACGCAGGGCUUCUACACCAUCCACUCCUGCUUCGGUGGCCAUAACGAGAACUUCAUCGCUAGCGGCAGUGAAGAUCACAAGGUUUAUAUCUGGCACAAACGCAGUGAGCUGCCCAUAGCCGAGCUGACGGGACACACUCGCACCGUGAACUGUGUUAGCUGGAACCCGUGCAUACCCAGUCUGAUGGCCAGCGCUUCGGAUGACGGCACAGUCCGAGUGUGGGGUCCUGCUCCUUUCCUCCACGCACAGGAAGUGGAUGCCUUCAAUGAAAACUGCAGCAGUAUGGACAGUUGAUGGUGAAGACCUACUCGAAGAAACAAUCAAAAGUAUCUAAAGACAGGAGGACGAUCAGACUUCAUCACAAUCAGUGCAGCAAUUAAUCAACCGUCUACAAAAUAAAGGAAAGUUUCAUUGUUCAUGUUCUGCAACUGUGAAACGCUCGGAAAGAAAAAGACCUAGUCGAAAUUUUUAUAUCAAGUCGUGUUUACUUAUAGCAGUAGGGGAGAGUAUCAAUUCUGCCCAGCAGCACCAGUUUUUUGGCCUGUGCUAAACCAGUACAAUGAGGCUGUUUGAUUUAUUAAAAACAUUAAAUCAUAACAGACUUAUGAGACACCCACUGCAAUCCGUGAUUCAUCCAUCUCAUGCAGUUGCCUUGACUGUCCAGCAGUGGCCACAAUUGCACAGCCAGUCAUGUCUGUAUAAGGCGCCUGAUUGGUUGAUGAGAUCUCAGUGGCAGUGGGUCAGCACUUUAGACUGCUGUGCCACCCUGAGAAUGCAUUCAAACAGAACAACAGAUGAACUGGUUCUUAUGUUUAUGGCCACUAAUUUUGCGCUUCAUUCAUGUUUACGUUAAGGUGUGUCUAUACAGCAUGUGUUUAUGUUAAUAUUUGUUCUCUGGCAUUUUACAUGCAUAUAAUAACAAAUCACUGCCACCUCUUAGUCUGGCAUGUUCAUGUCCGGGGUUUCAAAGCUUUUUAGAAUUUUUAUUUCGAUAAAUUCAUUUUUUUUCAUGCUGAUAGUGACUCGAUUUUCUGAAGUGUUUUUGAUGUAUCCAAUUUUCUAUUGAAAGAAAAAGCUUUUUUUAAAUAUCGAUGUGGACAGGUCUGAAUCUAUUCAGAAUUUACCUGCACUGAGAGGGGAAAAAGAAACCAGUUUAUCCAGCAACUUGCUUAUGGUGGAGGUCUAAGGCCAGGUUGUUCAUGUUCUGUAGUUAAAAAAAAAAUCAGAAUUGAUUCAAAUGAAUAAAAAAAAUUAAGUGGUUUCACUGUAACAACAUUUUUUUGGAUGGGACAGAAACCGAAGACAUGAAAGUGAACAGCCGCUCUCAGACUUCCAAUUUCACUGAGAUGAUUUGGAUAGUUUGUCCAUAGUGAAGAGAGACGGUAUGAAAGAAUUAUCGUACAAAUAGAUAGUAGCUGUGAGUUAACACUAUUACUCCACACAUUUACCCGGGCUGCUGUUACACAGAGCUGAGUUCAUAGAUGUAGCUAAAUGUAUAUCGCUAAACAGCUAGCUAACUUGAUAGUAAACUACUUUUAUUCUGUGAUCUGUUUAGGUUUUACUAACAUACUCAUGUUACAGCCACUCGUCAUGCUAAACAGCUCAUUAGUCAGCAAACUAAUGCUAGCUAGAUUUAGCACAAUCUUAUACACAAGUUUAAGUCACAUGAUCCCAUGCAACAUUUGCAUAAACAUGAUUUGCUCUGAUUUCAGCCAGUGGAAAAAUAUUUGCACUAUUGGGGCUGAAAAUGAGGGUUUAAGUUUUCCAAAUGACAAGUUUGGUGCACUUCCUGUACCAAAGAUUAGGGAACGUAGUUCUGCAUUAAUGCACUGAGAUCCAAGUUAUGCAGCAAGGCCACGCCCCAAACCUAAUUUUCACGCCCACAUAUCACUUUAUUUUUCUCUUCAGUCUGUGUUUCUGUUUGACUUCUAAAACAAGGCCCCUUUACAAGCCACAUGCACAAAAUUAGGAAACAAUAACACCAUUAACAGUUGCUUCAUCACAUUAGAAAAAAUUCUCUAUAGUCUGAAUCCUUGAAGGUUUAACAGUAAUAAUGACACCCACCCCCGGGCCAAAAUUAUACCCCUAAACUGCCUGAACCUAGGCCCACACACUUUACAUCAGGUGACCAGUUGUAAAUCCUUGCGUCCUCAUUGAUAAACUAUGCAGCGAAGCCCCACCUCUAAAUUUCAUCUCACUGUAGCCUACGCCCUGAAUAUGAUGCCAGACCAAAGCCCCGUCCACCAGGUUUUUUUUUUCGUAAUUAAGGCCUCAUAAAUUGCAUAUGUUUACUUUAUUUUUGAUUAAUUAUCAAAGAAGCCACGCCCCUAAUCUCAGCAAUUAAAGUGGAGUAGAAUAGAAAUGGUCUUCAUGUUGAACCACAUAUUCAGUCGUAUUUCAGACAUUUCCAGGUUUCCAGCUGCUAUAAUUUGCUGUUUUGGUAAAAGAUGGCAAAAUGUUGUAAACAUAUUAUUUCAAAACCGUUACAAGUUUUUUGAAAACUUAACACUUGGUGCAGUUUAUUUACUUUUAAGGUACAUUUUGCAGGCAGUAAACACUUUUACUCAUUAGUUAUAGAGCUUUCUAUUUCCCCUUUUUGUUCUUUGAAAAACAAACAUUAUUUGCUAUGGACUGCUAAAUAUUUUUUCUGUUUUUAUUUCUUUUUUGUUACUAUUUUUUGGAUUUAUGAUAUUAUUUCUCUUUUUUGUUUUUGGCUGCACCUAUACUCCUGUAUUACCAUAUUAAACUAUAACCAGCCAAACCGUCUCCUUAGUGUUAUUAUCAUUUAACCUCAGCAUUUCUUUUGGUUUUGUUUAUUUGCAUUAUUUUGUUACAUUUGUAAGCAUUGUUCUAACCUGUGGAACUUUUGUAGAGCUUGAGGAUUUAAUAAUUUUUACUAGGGGGCAAAACAGAAUCAUGCCUGCUCCUCACCAAGGUGUUACAAUGGAGACAAUGAUCUAACUGAGGAUGUAAAUAUAAUUUUGAAGCCAAGACCAAGCACUUAGUUGCGCCAGCUGUUGUUCAUCUUUCAGUGCUAGCCAGUAGAGGAUUGGCUCCCCUUACUGAGCCUUGGUUCCUCUAAGCUCUGAGGGUCACUGCAGGCUUCGGAUGCUUACUGGGGGUUUGGGCACUGACCUUGGUCCAGCUGUUUUCUUCUCUGCAUCAUUCCAACAAAUAAAGUUUGUUUUGUUAAA